AUCCAAAAGCAGCCCCAGAUAUGCUUCUGUUCAGCCAGCGACUCGAUAAACAUUUCUGCACUUAAAUAAAGCCCCGGACCCCGCCAGGGUCUUAGAACGUAUUCGAUUGCGUCUUGUUCUGACUUGCUGAAAUCGGCAUCAUACCUAACACACACAAAGAAACAGCUGCGAACGGCCACAUCGAAUUCAAAUACCUUGUGGUCUUACUGCUCCUUGCCUCUCGACAUCUCGUCUUCAACACGUCAAUCAAUCACCAAACACCAACCGGUGCAAGAUACACCGACAAGGGACGAGAAUAAGACACACAGCACCUCGGACAAACCCCUAGUCCAGUCCAAUCCAGUUCAACCGAACAUUCACCUCUGCGAGUCCCUCCUAAAAGCACCAGAUCCCAGCUGUGCCCGUCCACUUUUUGUACCAUUGGAGCAACAGUAACAACAACCACAACAACAAAACAAAACACGCAAUAAAAGAACCUCCGCCCUGGCGAUCCAUCCAGGCCAUCCUCCUGCAUCUCGCACCGUCAUAGAAUCGUCAAGACUCCCGAGAACGCAGCGUCGCAACCUUCACCCCGCGCAGUGCCGCUGCCCCUCGUCUCCAUUCUUCAUUAAACUCAACCUGCAGGCUGUCGCUGCUGGCUAGCCCCAAUCUGUCCGGAUCGCAUUCUGCGUCAAGUGCCGCAGCAAGGGGCCUCGUGCCAAUCUUACGCUGCUCCUCUCCGCUGCCGUUCAACGAAACAAACGCACCGCUGCUCCUGCGAGUAUCGAAGCUAUUUCCACCCUGCAGCACACACACACACACGCACACGCACACACAACCUGUUCGUCAGCAGAAACCCGGCAAGAAAAGUGGCCUCGAGACAUCGAAGCGACCAACCGGAGAGCGAGCGGACGAAGCAAAGCAAGUCAUAGUGCCAAGCAAGGGGCGGGGAGAGGAGAGCCACCCGCAAGCGAAAGGCCGAAGGAGGAUUCGAGCGAGAGCAUACCGAAAAAAGAACAAUCCCGUCUUAGCAACCAACCCUGGAAAGAGGAAGCAGAAAGUCCCUCCACGGGCAAUCCUCCCAGGCAAACACCCCAUUCGACCACACGCUACACACCACGACGACCCAGCCGGCAGUACACCAAGCACCAUCUCUCACCUCCCAGAGCUCCGGACCAAUACCACCUCGACCUGCACUUGGACGAUUGGACCUGCGCAAAAAGCAACCCGCCGAUCGAGCCUGCCCCUCGUCCACCGUCUCUUCCUUCGUCGAGCUCCUGCACCUGGUUGCUGGUCGCUGGCACACACCCCCUCCUCCCACUUCCUCCCUGACGAACCAUCCCGACGCCUCCGUCUCCCGUACGGUGUGUACCCGUCCCCGGUUCCCGUCUCCAGCACUUUCCUAGGCUCAGCCAACAAGUCCCUACCCCCUCCUCCUCCUCCCCCCUCCAAUUCAUAGACAUGCAGCGAUCAGGCCCAACACCCGCGACCGCAAAUGCACCCUUCUUCUCAUCCUCCUUCUUCUCCUCUUCCUCCUCCAAGUCUCGCCCUGGCACAUCAUCAGGCGACCAGCAACAGCAACAACAACAACAACAACCACAGCAGUCCCAAUCGCAACCACCACCGCAACCCUCGCCCUUCUUCCCGCCGCCCCUCCAACAGCCAUCCGGCACCAACCUGCUGUUGAAGGAUCGCAAGAACUCCUUCGGCCGAAAGACCUCUUUCAGUUCUCCCUCAAAGUCCUCCAAGCGUCGCGCCAACAGCUCUAGUUCCGGUGGAGGAGGCAAUGUCGUAGUCACCGACCGCAACAUCCCCCCCGCACUCCCCGACUUCGCCCUCGCCGCCGCCGCAAAGAUUACCCGCGACACAGACAACAUCCAGAGUCCUGCCUCCGCCGACAGCUUCUCCAGGAUGCUCAGCCGUACACAGACCGGCUCAGUGAGCCUCGCGCCCAGCGAUCGUCUGCAGCCACCGCCGACGUCCGCGACGCACCCAAACUUGUGGCAGUCAAGCGAGUCCGUUGUGUUGCACAUGCAGAUGCAGGAGAUGGCAAACAAGAGGAUAUCGACGUUGGACUAUCUGCGGAAAGCUCACGAAGGCCGAGUAUACUGGUUCAACACGAUCCUCUUCGACAAGCCCGACGUGGCCCGCAUGCCAUCCUUCGAAUCGCGGAAACUCGCUCGCCGCGCAACAAACUACCUCUUGCUCGGUCUCUCUCUCCCCACCAUUGUCGAUCUCUACGCCAAUACCCCCAUCGAAUUUCUUCGCAGCCUCAACAAUCUCCUUCAAGAGUUUGAGUCCUUCCAGCAGCUACACAGCGAAGGUGGUGGCUCCACGAGCUCGCUUUCGCGCGCGCGGUUGCCGUCCAUGUUCCGACGUCAGGGCGGAAAGUCGCGGCGCAGCGCGAGCGGCGCCAACGAUAUCGGGUACCCUCUCGACUCGGACUCGGCGGGCGGCGGCAGUUAUGGCGGUCUCGGGAGCUCGUCGAGCGCGAGCGCUAGCGUCAUGUCGUUCGCGUCUAGCGACAAUGACUUGCUUCCGGGAGAGGUGUACACUCACCUGCUGACGCCGUCGCUGCCGUUCGAGCCGGACUUUUAUGAGACCUUCGCGACGCUGUGCGAGGUGCUCAUCGACGUCUACACAAAGGUGCUGAGCUUGGUCCCUACGCCGAGGGAAACGACGGCGCCGGUGGCAGAACUAUUUGCCAAAGCGGACGCCAAGGUACGCAAGAUCAUCGUGCAAGGCGUCGUCAAGGAGUUUGAGGACAGCAGCAGAACGCACAUCAGGACCGAGGUGGCCAAUAUCGGUAAGGUUGUGCUCGGGGGCUUAAUGUGACGAGAAUGUAUGGCAUUAUGUGUGGAAUGACUUGCAUUUACAAGGAGUUUUUUUUCGGGGGAGAUAUGGCCUUAUGAGAGAUGGCCGCGACUCGGCGCAAGGACAACACAUUGAAGACUUUUAAGUAUACCAAAUUCAUUUUUCUGUAUUGCUACUUAUUUUUAUUCCAUGAAAAGGGUGGUAGAGUAGGCGAGUGAAGCUCGAGCUACAAUCUUGAUGAUUGAGAAAAGAAUAAAAAACUUGAUUGAAAAAGUGUUCAUCAGAUACCAUAACGCAUGUUUUGUCGUCACAAUGGCGGCCCCUAAGGACUCUCACCUCAGUGCUUGACUCUAUUUGGUAAUCAUCAUCGAACGUGAAAAGGAAAUUGAGCAGACAAUUCUCUCCGCCAAUCCAGGACAUCAUAGACAGAAAGACUUCCCACGAAGUCCAGAGUGUAGGCGUCUAGCCCCGUUGUUGAGAGACAAGGAAAAAAUGUCGACCUUUGGUUGAACCC
Molecule: messenger RNA, 3307 nt
Organism: Colletotrichum destructivum
Lineage: Eukaryota; Fungi; Ascomycota; Sordariomycetes; Glomerellales; Glomerellaceae
Exons: 2
Coding region: 1441-2814 (457 amino acids)
Source: RefSeq, a predicted model, not a curated record